UUGGGGUUCUGAAACAGCUGGAACCUUUCAAGGACAAAGUCCUGGAGAAAAGGAGGCAGGGACACAUCACUUUGCCCAGAUGCACCAUCACUCUCUGGCUGUUCCUGGCGAGCCCCUGCCAAGAGGAGUUCUGUGGAGUUUUGUACCACCUCAACAGGGAGAACGAAUAUGCCACGCCUACACUCCUGCUCACCCAGACAGGCUGUCUGCACAUCCAAGUGGAGCUGGUGUCCGGACAUCCAGUUGCCGUGCAGAGCCCGUUCGCAGUCCCACGGUACCAGUGGUGCCAUGUUUCACUGACUCUGAGGGGCAGGCUGGUGAAUCUCACGACUGUAUGCGUGGAAGGAGAGAAGAGGACCCAGGACAGCUUUGCCCACGUGUUUCCUGAGAACCUUUAUCUGAAUGACGUAGAGGGAUGGUUUGUCCUGGGGGGCUCCAAGUACAUCCUGGGGGUGCAGGGGUUUUUCGGCCCCUCCAGCUACUACAGGAGCAGCACCCAGGCCUCGUUACAGACUGAACCACCAAAGCUCUUGCAACACCUGGAUCUGCCCCAGUGGUUUGCCACGUGCCAAGAGUUUAAGGAUGCUGUUUUUGCCCGGCUGCCUCUCUACCAACUCCAGCGAGGUUGGAAGCUUUGGCAAGAAACAUGCCGUCCCGAAUACGAGGCUCUUGCUGUGCAGCAGAGGACAAGCUCUCCUGGGGAGCCACGCUGUUGGCAGUGGGAAGCCCCGUAUCCCCGCCGGCGAGCAGCCGUAUACACCCUUCUGCAGCGGGCAGUUUGGAGAAGAGGUGACCAGUUCGUGAACAUGGAGACCGUGGCCGGCGCACUCUUCCAAAGGUUUGAGAAGCGAGUGGCAGGUCUACAGGAUCUGGCCCAUUUGAACAACUUUUACCCCCAGCUGCUGCAGGCCGGAUGCCUGGGACACUCCCGAGCCCUCUAUCUCAUCUCCACCCUGCACCGGACUGGCUUGGGACUGCCCUUGGACUCCACCAAGGCCCUGAAAUUUGGCCUCCUCUCUGCCCAGGCGGAUGACCGUCUUUCCGGAAUGCAGCUGGGCCACAAACACCACCUGGGGGUGGAUGGACUUCCAGUGGACCACGACCUCUCUUACGCCUACUACGCCAACGUUGCAGCCCAGACCAUAGCUGACCGGGAGCUGUCCAGGAAGGGGCAGGCCUUUGUGGAGCACAUCCGGCUGAUUGACGAGGAUGCCCUCAAGCUGCAGACCAAAGAGAACGAUGACCUCUUUGUGUGGCUGAGGUUCCAGGCUCGGAGAGGCAUGGCCGAGGCUCAGCAAGCGGUGAGCAGGAUGUUGUUCUGGGGGCAGCAAGGAAUCUCCAGCAACCUGAAGGAAGCGGUGAAGUUCUACGAGAAAGGAGCCGCUCGGCUCAAAGACCCCACCCUGAUGUACGACUAUGGAGUGGUGCUUCUGAAAGGCCAAGGAGUGAAGCAGGAUAUCCCCAAAGCUCUGGACUUGCUCAAUCAGGCGGCGGCGCAGGGUUUCCUCCCAGCUCUCACAGCCUUGGGAUGGUAUUAUCAGGUCUUUGAGAAUGACUACAGGAGGGCCGUGGAGUUCUGGGAGAAGGCCGACGAGAUGGGGGACCCCGUGGCCCCCUCCAACCUCGGGGCCUUCUAUGCCUACGGCCAGUACCCGGGGAAAGACAGAGAUGAGGUAGCAGCCUACCACUAUUUUCUGAAGUCAGCCAGCCGCGGUCACACAGACGGGGCUGUGCAGCUUGCCGCCUACUUCAGCCGUGGCAUCCCGGGAGCCGUUUCCAGGGUGCCCCUCAAUGCUGUCUUGUGGACCAAGUGGGUGUCAGAACAGAACGGCUUCCUGGGCUCUGUGCUCCGCAAGUCCCUGGAUGCUUAUCUACAGAAGUCGUGGCCGGCGUCCCUCCUCUAUUACCUUCUGGCUGCUGAAGCAGGCUUUGAAGUAGCCCAGUUCAACCUGGGAUUUCUCUGCGAUCAAGAUCCUGACGGCUUGGUCAGCCGCUACAUGCAAGUCAGCUGCCCCUGGAGAUACUACAACCUCUCCACCUUCAGCGAGCAGCCAGCUGCCUAUGCUCUGCUGCGCAUGGGAGACUUGUUCUACGGCAGGCACCCCAGAAAGGAAAGACGGGACGUGCAGGCAGCUGUCCAGAUGUACACAGCUGCUGCUUUGCAACAGGAGCCACAGGGUCUUUACAACCUGGGCUUACUCGUCGAAGAAGGGGUUUCCAUCCCCAAGGCAGCCCUUCAGAAGCUGGGACUGAGCAGUUCUGCACCCGCGGAUCCCUACACCCUCCUUGUAGAGCUGUACGGAAGAUGCAGAGACCACCAAGAAGAGCAUUCCUUUGUCCCCUGCAGCCUGGCCCUCUUCAGCGUCCACCUCAAAUACAUCUGGAUGUUCCAUGGAUCCAUUGUGAAGUUCUCAGGGGUGGCCGUUGUGGCUGUCAUGACUGGCCUCGGCCUGCUUACGGUGUUGCGUCGCCUGCAGAGCAGAAACCCAGUCCUGCCAGACUCUGUGUGACUCCAGCCCAGAAGCUGCCCCCGAUGGAUGGCCAUCCCUGGUUUUUGCAGGAUGUAGGCAACUCUGCUGGAGGGCUCUGGUUCCCCUCCAAGGAGCAUCAUGCAUUCCCCUGUGUCCGUCUGUGCUGCGUUGAGCUGAGCUGAGGAAGACCAGCUCUAGAGGAUCUGUUUUCCUGCCUCCUUUCUGAGGACACACAACUAUGGUGGGGCUGUUGCGUUUUGAAAAGAUGUACUCCACAACAUUUUGAUCUUUGGGAAGUCGCAAGAGGUGGCUUUGGCUUAUGGCUGACCCAAUGGCCACACUUGGGCCUGGCUUUUUCUUUCUGUCUGAAAAGCGGCACCUGGGCAGUGAUUCUGAACAGAGCGGCUGCAUCUGGGACGAGAGGGCCCAGUGCCCCACAGGUGUCAAAUGGAUUUUCUGGGGAUUCAGUGGAAAGACUUCCAGGUGGGGUGGAAGGGAGGGGGCUGCGUUUUAGAAAGACUGCUUGGGCAGAACCAGGCUUUGGGCUAAUUCCGAGAUCCUCAGAACAGUAUUUUCUGUCUUUCAGCUUUCUUCUUCUCAAAGAGCGCGUUCCUAGCUCUGAUGGCUCUUCACUACUCAGCAAGAUUAAAAAACACACAGAGAGAAAAAGAGUGAAUACUCUUUAUUAUAACCAACCAGUGAGGUUUUGGCUACACAGGUCUGUUCCUUCUACUGAGUGGCUUUUUAAUCAAAAGGCAGGAAAUGACUGCUUCCGGUCAACAGUGGUGGAUCUCAGGUUCUGAAUGAAGACAGUGACUAAUUUCUCUUGCUGCAAGAAGUAAUUGCUUAUCUUUCUAUAUAAAAGGCAAACCGUGUUUGAGACGACUCACCUCUUAUCCUGGUGGGCCUCCAGAGGGAGCUGCUGCGGCAGGAAGUCCAGGCCGGGAUCAGGAGCGGAGCAGGAGGCAAUGCCCACCCAUGCCCCCCUGCUUUCUCCCAGCCGGGAUCAGGAGCACCAACAAGAGCAGGGAAACCCCGGGUAGUCAGAA
Molecule: messenger RNA, 3520 nt
Organism: Eublepharis macularius
Lineage: Eukaryota; Metazoa; Chordata; Lepidosauria; Squamata; Eublepharidae
Product: protein sel-1 homolog 3-like
Exons: 21
Coding region: 807-2510 (567 amino acids)
Molecular function (GO): protein binding
Source: RefSeq, a predicted model, not a curated record